AUGCUGUGGGUUACCUUGCUGAGCACCAUAGCCUUAGGAUGGACCACCCCGAUCCCACUACUAGAGGACUCCGAGGAGAUCGACGAGCCCUGCUUCGAGCCCUGCUACUGCGAGGUCAAAGAGGGCAUCUUCCACGUCCACUGUGACAGUAAAGGAUUUACAAAUGUCAGCCAGAUCUCCCAGAUAUGGAGUCGGCCCUUCAAGCUCAAUCUGCAGAGGAACUCCAUGCGGAAGCUUUACUUUAACAGCUUCCUCCAUCUCAACAAUGCCAUAUCCAUUAAUCUGGGUAAUAACGCCUUGCAAGACAUCCACGCUGGAGCGUUCAAUGGCUUAGGAAUACUCAAACGGCUGUUCCUGCAUGAAAACAAACUAGAAGUUUUCCGGAAUGACACCUUUUUGGGGUUGGAGAGUUUAGAGUAUCUCCAGGCGGACUACAAUGUUAUCAAACGGAUUGAAAGCGGUGCAUUCAGGCACCUCCACAAAUUGAGAGUGCUCAUACUAAAUGACAAUCUGAUCCCCGUGCUCCCAAAUUAUCUUUUCCGGUCGGUGUCACUCACACAUCUGGACCUGAGAGGAAACAGACUAAAGACACUGCCGUAUAAGGGCACGCUGGAGUACGUUGGGAGGAGCUUAAUGGAAAUCCAGCUGGAGGAGAACCCCUGGAACUGUGUGUGUGAGAUUGUCCAGUUGAAAACGUGGCUGGAGCGAAUCCCUUACACUGCUCUGGUUGGUGAGAUCACAUGUGAGUACCCAUUCCACUUACAUGGGAAAGACUUACGGGAAAUCAAGCGCAGUGAGCUCUGUCCGCUGCUCUCCGAUGCAGAGAUUGAGGCCAAGCUGGGAAUUCCUCGGGUCCCUUUCAGCAAUGAGAACACAUGGCCUACGAAACCUUCCUCCAUGCUGUCCUCCUUUCACAACACCGCCUCUUCUGUGGAAUACAAGGAAAGAGCUGUCAAGCCCACCAAACGACCUCGGCCCACAAAGAACCCCCCAACCCCUCGUAGCAUCUACCCAGGCAUGAACCAGCCCCCCAUUGCUGGCUACCAAACAAGGCCUCCCAUCCCAAUAAUUUGUCCGGCUGGAUGUACUUGCAACCUUCACAUCAAUGACCUGGGGCUAACAGUGAACUGUAAAGAGAAAGGCUUUCACAACAUCUCUGAUCUCCUGCCUCGGCCCCUCAAUGCCAAGAAAUUGUAUCUCAGUGGGAACCUAAUACAGAAAAUCUACCGUUCUGAUUUCUGGAACUUCUCAAGUUUGGAUUUACUGCAUUUAGGGAAUAAUCGGAUAUCCUACGUCCAGGAGGGCGCUUUUAUCAACCUUCCAAACUUGAAAAGUUUAUAUCUGAAUGGGAAUGACAUUGAGCGACUCACCCCUGGGAUGUUUAGAGGGCUUCAGAUGUUGAGUUAUCUGUACUUUGAGUAUAAUGUCAUACGUGAGAUACAGCCUAACUCCUUCUCCCUAAUGCCAAACCUCCAGCUGGUUUUCCUUAAUGACAACCUGCUACGCUCCCUCCCCACUGACGCCUUUGCCGGCACAAACCUUGCACGCCUCAACCUCCGCAACAAUUACUUCCUUUCCCUGCCUGUGCACGGCGUUCUUGAGCAUCUGACCUCCAUUGUCCAGAUUGAUCUCCAUCAGAACCCCUGGGACUGUUCCUGCGAUAUCAUCCCCCUCAAGCAGUGGCUAGAAAAGCUCUCCUCCGUAAUUGUGGUUGGAGAUGUCAUCUGCAAGACACCCGAGUUUGCUUUUGGGAAGGACCUGCGUUCCCUGGAGGUGGAGGUCAUCUGUCCUGAGCUCAAGUACUCUUCAGGCCCCUCACCGGCCCUGCCUGGUGGGGAUGACCUCACCACUGGGAGCUCUGAGAUGGGGGAGGCAGGUGGGAGAGGGGCCGUCCCACUUUCUGUCCUCAUCCUCAGCCUGCUCAUCCUCUUCAUCUCUGCUGUGUUUGUGGCUGCCGGGCUUUUUGCCUUUGUUCUCCGUCGCAGGAAGAAGCUGCCCUUCAGGAAACGAUCUGAGGUCGAUCUGACGGGGAUCCAAAUGCAAUGCAGGAUUUUCGAGGACCCGCCGAGGCAGAGCAGUGCCGCUAACACUGGCACACCAGAGAAACCGACUCCCAGUAUGCACACACACACUCACACAAGUCACACACACGCCCACGGUCACGUUUAUGAUUACAUCCCCCACCCUGUGACUCAGAUGUGUAACAACCCCAUCUAUAAGCCUCGAGAGGGGGAGAUUGCAGAGGAGGACAGAGCGCAGUUUUCAGAGAAGAAAGACAAUGGCAGCAGUAGCAACAGUAACUACAGAACCUUGUUAGAGAAAGAGAGAGAGUGGACCCUGGCCGUCUCCAACUCUCAACUCAACACCAUCGUUACAGUCAACCACACAACGGCUGACAUGGCAGGAUUUCAUGAGAAUGGAGGGCUCUGCCCUACAGUGAUUGACAGUCAGAGGCCCACGCCUACGGUGGGCUUUGUAGACUGUUUGUAUGGGACAGUGCCCAAACUAAAGGACAUGCAUGUGGCGCAUGCGCACCCACCAGGCAUGCAGUACCCCGAUUUGCAGCAGGAUGCACGGCUGAAGGAGACAUUGCUUUUCACGGCGGGGAAAGGCUGCUACCCCGACCCGUCACAAAGCGAUUACCUCGAGUUAAGGGCCAAACUUCAAACCAAGCCGGAUUACCUCGAAGUCUUGGAAAAAUCUUAUCGGUUUUAA
This is a messenger RNA of Chelmon rostratus (copperband butterflyfish), 2715 nucleotides long. It is a transcript of the gene slitrk3a, whose product is annotated as SLIT and NTRK-like family, member 3a. Lineage: Eukaryota; Metazoa; Chordata; Actinopteri; Chaetodontiformes; Chaetodontidae. Gene Ontology annotation, molecular function: protein binding. Gene Ontology annotation, biological process: positive regulation of synapse assembly; regulation of presynapse assembly; axonogenesis. Gene Ontology annotation, cellular component: postsynaptic density membrane; GABA-ergic synapse. The transcript has a single exon. The record is from RefSeq and is a predicted model, not a curated record. The coding region runs from base 1 to 2715 and encodes 904 amino acids.